AGGAUAUAUAUUUUACGAUAUUUACCACAGAACUCAUCAUCACCAUGCCACUUUAGUUAAUCAUAUUGACAGGUGUGAUCUGAUAAUCGUCGUGACGAGAAUUACUGGAUUACUACUAUUUAUAUUGCGUGACGCACAUUUUUAAUAAACCACAUCAAAUUAGGAUUAGUUGAGUUCGUGCCAGUAAUUAACCUAAGAAAUGAAUCGGUGUGAACGUAAAGAAGGUGGUAAGCGUGGUCGGAAGCCUGGUAGGAAAUCAAGUGACAAAAUUGAUGUGAAAGCAAAAUUAGAGCGAAGCAGACAAAGUGCAAGAGAAUGUAGAGCAAGGAAAAAAUUAAGAUACCAGUACUUAGAAGAACUUGUGGCUGACCGGGAAAAGGCUGUUCUUGCACUGCGGAAGGAACUUGAAAAGUAUAGAUCGUGGGGAAAGGAACUAGAUGAAGGCCGUAUGCCAGAGGGCAUGCAGGUACUUCUGGAGGAAAUUGGAGCUGUGAAACAAGAAAAGUGUUGAACUUCAGUAUGGACACAAUUUUGAAUAUUGUGUAUCUUUUUUGUACAUAUAAAUGCAUGAUUGAGAAUUUUUAUGUGAAAAUUAUAUAAAUGUGGUUUUCAGUUUUUGAAUGUUGAUGUGUUCUGUACAUAUUGUUGUGUAAAUCUGUCCACUGUACUCAAAAGGAUGUUAAUGUGUAAAGAUAUAUGUAACAUGAUAGAGCAUAUUAUCUACAGAAAAAUAACCAACUUUUCUGCUUGAUUCUUUUUUGGAAGAUAAAAAAAGAUGGCCAAGAAAGUGUCUUGGAUAUUAAUAUUUUUUGUAAACUUUUGAUGUAUUAACCAGGGAACAAAGAGCUGUUGUUGCCUUACAUUGUCACAUGUUCUCCUACAGCAAAAAACUCUCUCUCUCUCUCUCUCUCUCUCUCUCUCUCUCUCUCUCUCUCUCUCUCUCUGUGUGUGUGUGUGUGUGUGUGUGUGUGUGUGUGUGUGUGUGUGUGUGUGUGUGUGUGUGUGUGUGUGUGUGUGUGUUUUGUUUUGCUUGGAGAAAAUAAAUGUGCAUCAUAUUACUGUGCAGAUAGUCAAAGUAACUGUAAAAAUAUGUCAUGAAAAUACAUUCCUUUUGAUUGGAAUACACUGAACUGGCUUUGGCAAAUUAAUAUAUAUGUCCGUUUAAUCAGGUAUUGUGCCUUGUUUGUCAUUCAAUACACCUUGAUUCCUCAGUGACAGCUAAUGGGCUUACUUACUGUUCCUUGAAAAGAAACUUUUAAAUGUAGGCUUAAGUGCUUUACCAAUAAAGAACAGAACAGCUAAAAAA
Messenger RNA from Schistocerca cancellata (South American locust), 1306 nucleotides. RefSeq names its product REPTOR-binding partner (gene REPTOR-BP). The coding region runs from base 200 to 511 and encodes 103 amino acids. Gene Ontology annotation, biological process: regulation of DNA-templated transcription. The record is from RefSeq and is a predicted model, not a curated record. Gene Ontology annotation, cellular component: nucleus. The transcript has 4 exons. Gene Ontology annotation, molecular function: DNA-binding transcription factor activity. NCBI's taxonomy places the organism in Eukaryota, Metazoa, Arthropoda, Insecta, Orthoptera, Acrididae.